AGAAGCCCUAUGGAAGCGCAUGUACCCUGCCCUGCGGUGUGGAGCGGACCAGAUGAAAUUCACAGCGACUGGCCCACCUGUCAAGUCUUUUGCACUGCACCAAAAUCCUCCUGUACCUCUGUCCCACGUGCCUAAAACCUGUGGCUACAAUGUGCAGAGAAAUCAAGUUGGACUUUCAAUGGAUGUCCCCUAUAGUGGCUGCUAUGUUGCACAAGAGGAUGGAUACUACAACUUAUUCCUGCUCUGGCAUGGAAUCCCAGUGACCUUGAAGUGCCCCAAGCUUGAAGAUGGGCCCCUACCUGUGACACCACCAGUGGUUUACCCUAAUCCGUUUCCUGGAGGGGUUUGGCCACAGCCACAUCCACACCCACAACCACAUCCGCAUCCGUACCCAUGGUCCAUGCAUAAACCUCAGGAUCCCAUGCCUCCUAAAGUGCCACCUUUUUUCCCUUCUCCCCAGUUUUGGCCCUUGACUCAAAAACCAGCACAGUCUCCUGCCCCUCCAAUGCAAGAGCCCAAUCCCUGGCAGAAUUCGAUGACUCCUUGGUAUCAAGGCCUGAACUUUACUCCUCCCUUUGCUCCUGGGUCUCAGCAUGUAGCACCUUUCCAUCCUCAUCACUACCCUUGGUAUUACUACUAUUGGUAUUAUUACUAUUUGUACUAUUAUCAUAACCAUCCUCAUCACCACCAACAUCCUCAUCACCCUCAUCAUCCUCACCAUCCUCACCAUCACCACAUUCAUCCUCAUCACCACCAUCAUCAUGAUUCAAUGCUCCGAAGCCAAAACCAGGCCAUUGCUACUCCACAAGACCCUGUCCCUGAGAUGCCCCAAGUUAUGCCCCCAAACUUCAAUGACUUUCUGAAAAUGUUUCACAAAGGCACUGCCACCCCAAAUGUUCCUCAGAACCCAAUGCCACCCCAUUUAGGACCUCCCAUGUUUCCCUGGACUGCUGACCAAACCAAGAUGCCAUAUAUGCCCCCUGACUUCAACCCUCACAUGCAUUCCCAACAUGUCGGCCAAGCACCGGCACCUCCCCCCUUCGGUCAGCUUCCUUGGCCCGGCCAUGUGAAGACUCCAUGGUGGCCCCUAGGACGAGAUACAGCUGCAUCCAAGCCUUCCCAGACUGGCCAGGGGAUGGUGUGGCCUCCACAGCCAUCAAGCCCCCCCUCCCCAACGGUCAAGGCUCCUGGACAAAUGCAGUUUCGUCCUCCUGUUGAGGUUUCUUCUCAGUUGCCGUUCAUUUUCAUGCAGAAGUCAAAAUAAAAGUUUGAGAAAUCU
Molecule: messenger RNA, 1279 nt
Organism: Periophthalmus magnuspinnatus
Lineage: Eukaryota; Metazoa; Chordata; Actinopteri; Gobiiformes; Gobiidae
Product: tyrosine-protein phosphatase non-receptor type 23-like
Exons: 3
Coding region: 20-1264 (414 amino acids)
Source: RefSeq, a predicted model, not a curated record